AUGGCCACACGGAAAAUAUCCCCCGGAUUGAAGGGAAAAACGCAAAGAGAAAGAGCGGCAGCAGGACUUGUCUCCACCGUUGUUGUAACUGCCAUGGGCAUGCACAUCAGCGCAGAGGACAGCCUGCCCUCCAUUAUCGCAGCAUUCAGAAAGAACGAAAUAUCAGAAAAUAGCAUAAACAGCGAGAAGAGAUAUCUAGGCCACAGAGUGGCGUGCAGGAAAGGAACAUUCGCCUUUUUUGCAAAUACCCCAGGGCAUGCAAAUGUUAUGAAAACGAAGAUGCAGGGCGCUGACAUAAACAUAAUUCUAGUAGAUAACCAGAUAAACGAGGCUGUGGAUGAGCUGAUAAGCCACACAAAACAGGACAAUCUUUUGUUUCUGUCGUGCAUCAGAGACGUGCCCUCUGACAUUAAGAAAGAAAUCAAAAAGUCUUUUGGAAAAACAAAAGUGUACACGCUCAACGAGAUAGGCCGUGUCCUAGAGAACAAAACUGUGCUGAACAGAAAGAGACACACGCGCCCGCACUUUAUCGCAGAUGCAAUCGAGAAAGUAGGAGAGAAGUCUUUCAAAGUCUCAGGGGCUGUGGACAAAGGGUUCGUAUCAACCCGUGUAAUAAUCAACGGAUGUGUCUUUGCGCAGAUAAAAGAGGUGCUAGUGCAGGACAGGCCGCUAGACAUCUCAAGUCUUGCCCUGCUCACAAAGGAAGAGAUCUACCACCAGAAAAAAGAGACAGAAGAGGGAGCAGAUCUUGCCUCUGGAGUGAUGUCCGGUCUCAGAAUAUCAGAGAACAACAUAAACGACCAGCCCGAGUACUCUGAUGACUCACUUGGCUGCAUAAACCUCGAAGAGUCAGAGGAAGAAGGGAGCGAAGAGGCACAGGGCAGCAGCGAUAACUAUCAGGACGUUGAAGACAUGGAGUAUGAAGAUCUCUCCAGCGAAAUAGAGUCAGAAGACCUCGUUGGAUACGAAGCCCUCGAAAGAACAAAAAAAAGAGAAGAGCUAAAUAACAAGUACAAAGGCUUCAAAGGGUUUAAAACAAUAAACCUCGGGAUGCACAAACAGGCACAGGACAACGCCAGCAUAAAAGUGUUUAGAUCGCAGAAUCUUCCCGAAUAUUACUCAAAUCUGAGCUUUGUGGGGUCUGAAAGAGCAAGAAAAAAAAUCCUCGCAAAGAAAAGCCCUGUGCCCGUGCACACUCCAAUUGAGGUGGUUUUUGAGGUGGAAGAAGGAUACCAGGAGCUCUUCAACAAUGCUGUUGAGUCAGGAUGCCUCUCUAUCCACGGCCUUUUUGACUACGAGGGCCUUCCAACGAUCUGCACCCUUUCGUUCAACACAAAAGAAACAAUUAGCAUGUACAACAAAGAUCUUUCCUUUGACUACGGGUUCUUCUACACCACCCCGCAGACAGUUGUCCUGGGGAAUGGGUCUGAGAUUGUAAAGUGCAAAACAGAAGGCACCUCUGGAACAGCCUGCUUCAUAGGGCCCCUGGUUCUUACGGACGAUAAAAUAUUCGUAUACAGAGACACAGGGUACGUAGGAACAGCCACACAGGCCCUGAGAAAAGACCCCAUCAUUAUCAGAACUGUUGUGUUCAGAGGUAUCCCUGCGAAGAUCCACAAAAGAUCUUGCAUUGUUGCAAAGAUGUUCCACACAAGAGAAGAGGUGAAGUACUUCAAAGACAUCAAGCUGUACUCGAGCAAGAAAAAAGAAGGCCACAUUAAAAAGCCGCUGGGAGAGAAAGGGCUGAUGAAGUGCUACUUUUUCCCGCCUGUCAAGCACGGAGAGAAGAUAUACAUGGAGCUUGCCAGAAGAGUAUUCAUAAACCCAGAAGAAAACUAG
This is a messenger RNA of Nematocida minor, 1839 nucleotides long. Its product is annotated as pre-rRNA-processing protein TSR1. Bases 1 to 1839 code for a protein of 612 amino acids. The transcript has a single exon. NCBI's taxonomy places the organism in Eukaryota, Fungi, Microsporidia. Gene Ontology annotation, molecular function: U3 snoRNA binding; GTP binding; GTPase activity. Gene Ontology annotation, cellular component: preribosome, small subunit precursor. The record is from RefSeq and is a predicted model, not a curated record. Gene Ontology annotation, biological process: ribosome biogenesis; endonucleolytic cleavage of tricistronic rRNA transcript (SSU-rRNA, 5.8S rRNA, LSU-rRNA); maturation of SSU-rRNA from tricistronic rRNA transcript (SSU-rRNA, 5.8S rRNA, LSU-rRNA).